Messenger RNA from Colletotrichum higginsianum IMI 349063, 924 nucleotides. Its product is annotated as Structure-specific endonuclease subunit SLX1. Bases 1 to 924 code for a protein of 307 amino acids. Gene Ontology annotation, biological process: double-strand break repair via homologous recombination. Lineage: Eukaryota; Fungi; Ascomycota; Sordariomycetes; Glomerellales; Glomerellaceae. Gene Ontology annotation, molecular function: crossover junction DNA endonuclease activity; 5'-flap endonuclease activity. The transcript is spliced from 2 exons. The record is from RefSeq and is a predicted model, not a curated record. Gene Ontology annotation, cellular component: Slx1-Slx4 complex.
AUGCCCGUCCAGUCCAAACCCAUACCCGCCCUCUACACGGUGUACGUCCUCCGUUCCACGGUGCGCCACGCGUCUCUCUACAUCGGCUCGACACCAAACCCCCCGCGCCGUCUGAAGCAGCACAAUGGCGAGGCUCGCGGCGGCGCUGCUCGCACCUCCCGCAUGAGCCUGCGGCCCUGGGAGAUGGUUGGCCUUGUGUCCGGCUUCCCGGGCAUGGUUGCUGCCCUGAAGUUUGAGUGGGCGCUAAACAACCCGCAUCUCUCCCUGCACAUACCCUCCGCGUCGCGGAUUACCGUCUCGAACGGCGUGAAGAAGAAUGGUCAUCCUCGUCGGCCUCGAAUGAGCCUGCCUUCCAUCCUGUCCAACCUGCAGUUAUUGCUGAGCGUACCGAGUUUCCGCCGUUGGCCGCUGACAUUGCACUUCUUCGCAAAGGAUGUGUACAAAGCCUGGCUUUCGUCGUCUGCCGACUCGACCGAGCCUAUUCCAAACACUCUUGGUGUGGUCACCGACUUCGGCCCUGACCCCACCGCGUCUUCAUCAGACGGCGCCGCUUGGGGCAUCCAUGCCUUGCCUCUGGACUACGUACCAAUCAAGGCGUACGUCGAAAAGGGACAGUCCAUCACAGCCUUUGAGAGAGAGGGCAACUGUGUUGUGUGCAAAGAUGCGCUCCCUCACGCUCAGGGACUGCUGGCGAUAUGCCCCAACGAAGGCUGCGAAGGCGUCGGCCAUCUUUCAUGCUGGAGUCGUCAUCUGCUCCGCAACGAGUGCGACCAACAAGCCGUGGUUCCUGUUCAGGGUCGUUGCCCCCAGUGUGCGGGUCAUGUUCGGUGGGUCGAUAUGAUGAAAGAACUGACGCUGCGGGAAAGGGGAGCCAAAGUGGUUGAGACCCUUCUCAAGAAGAAGAAGAGGCGAACCAAGACUUGA